Messenger RNA from Hibiscus syriacus, 1425 nucleotides. RefSeq lists its product as uncharacterized. NCBI's taxonomy places the organism in Eukaryota, Viridiplantae, Streptophyta, Magnoliopsida, Malvales, Malvaceae. The transcript is spliced from 3 exons. The coding region runs from base 273 to 1187 and encodes 304 amino acids. The record is from RefSeq and is a predicted model, not a curated record.
UCGAGAAAAUAUUUUGACUAUUCUCUUUUCUUUUUCUCGAGAAAAUUAAAAAAGGAAAAUACAAACAACAGCAAAAAAGUUCAAAAAGGAAACCCUAACAAAUAAUAAACUCUCCUGAUGCACUGUCACAGUUACUUAUCUCGCGUAGCAUCUCACUAGUGACGUAGUUAUCUGUCUAUCCCGGCGACCAGAUCGGGCCUCUCACCGGCGAGAGAUUGUUACUUUCUUUUUCUCUUCAAAAUUUUAUCACGAUUCCCAGAACUGGUUUAGGAAUGAACCACCAUGAUCUGAAGGCACAGAGAAGGGAGAUGAAGCAUAAAGGAAGAAAUGUAGUAUGGUCAAUUGCGAUGGACAAGUGUCUAAUCGAAGCUCUGGCAAUUCAGGCUAGAAACGGGAAUAAAAUUGACAAGUGCUUUAAUGAAAAUGCAUAUACUGCUGCUUGUAUUGCUGUAAAUUCUCAUUUUAAUUUGAACUUGAACAACCAAAAAGUUGUUAAUCGUCUUAAGACAAUUAAGAAAAGGUACAAGGUAAUGAGGGAUAUUCUAAGUCAAGACGGAUUUUGGUGGAAUCCAAAUACGAAGAUGAUUGAAUGUGACAGUGAAGAUCUAUGGAAAAGAUAUAUAGCGGCACACCCCGAUGCAAAAGGAUUUUGGGGAAAGCAGAUUGAGAUGUAUGAUGAGCUAAAGAUUGUUUGUGGCAACUAUCAAGCCCCGAGUCGUUGGGCUAAGAUGAAGGACGGAGGUCAUCCAACGGGAUACAAGAAUUUUGAAGAGGAUUCUGCUUCUUUCGCAUCACCAAGUUCCGAUGACUUAAGUGAUACAGAUGACACCGAAUCAUAUUCCAGGCAACCAGAGUAUUUACAAGAAGGUAGUCAAGACCCACCUGUAAUGGAACCGCCCAGACAACUUUCAAAGCAGCCUCGCGAAGCAGAUGCUCUUCAGGAGGCAAUGGUGGCAGUGGCAUCCAGCAUUCAGCGGUUGGCUGAUGCAAUGGAUCGAAGUAAAACUACAAUCAAUCCCUCCGAAUUGCUACAGGCUGUUCUGGAGAUCGAUGGUCUGGAAGAAGCUAAACAGAUGUAUGCAUUCGAGUAUUUGAAUGCAGACCCUAUGAAAGCUCGGGCGUUCCUGGCGUAUAAUGUUCGGAUGAGGAAGAUGUAUUUGUUUCGACAGUUUUGGUGGUGGAAAUGAAUGGCGGGUGCUGAAUUUCAAAUCCUUUGGGUAUAUAAUCUACAGUAGUGUGGGAAUAUUUAUAGAGUUGGGAAAUUAAACUUAUUUCAUUGAUCGUUCGAAAUGAAUGUACAGAAUUCAGAUGUAAAGAAGCAAUCUGGGAGCACAUGUCUCUAUUCUUGAAGGAGCUUAGCUGUAGGGGUAAACUCUUGUUAUUAUACUUGAGACUCGAACGUGAAUGUUGGAUGCAUGUAUGUUU